UCACUGCAGAGCUGAGCUGCAGGGGCAGCAGAGGCAGAGAGAAGCUCCAACUCCCGAUCAGUAAGACACAGACAGACAGACAGACAGACAGACAGUGACUGACAGACACACCGUACCCGGACCAUCAUCAUGGACUGGAUCAGGACAGAGAAACCCGUCUCCGGAUGAGACAGGACGGCCUGGCUUCUGUUAUUUCGGAGGAGGGGGGACUCUGCUGUAGAUAUACGUGGAAUAACCGACCACCUUUGUGUGUGUGUGUGUUUUUUGUUGUUUUUUUUGGGAGAUUUUAACCCCGUGCUACCCGUGAUGGAAUAUUUACACCCUUUCCUCAAAUUUCUCCUCUUCUACUCUUCCUCCUCCUUUUCUUCCUCCAUCAUCUCCACCACCACCUCCUCUUCUUCUUCAUCCUCUCACAUUUUGACACGCUGCUGAAAGAUGCGCACGAAUGCGUCUUUUGCGCACUUCCAUUGCGACCGUCACUGACAGCGCCCGUGCUUUGUAAGAUUUUAAAACCUUUUUUCCCCCCUACAACAACAAAGGGAGAGAGAAGGAAGGAAAGAAGAAGAAGAGAGAGAGGUGUGAAUUGAAUUGAACGCGGUGCUGGUCUCAUGUUUCUCGCCUAGGGCCCGGAUGUACCGAGGGAUGCACCGGUGCGUUUUCCCAACCGGUUCCGCCGAAAGCUCCCUCUUUUUUCUCGCCUUCACCUCCAUCAUGGGGAUUAGGUAAUAUUCACUCCAUCCGAAGAAACCCUCCCCAUAAACACUCAAACAAAAAUAACGGAAUACCCGAAACUGUCCGCGCCAGACAGUCCUCCUUUCUUCUUUUUCCCCCUUUUCUUCUUUUAUUUUCUUUUAUUUUUGGGGGGGCUUUUUUCUUCUUCUUUCCUCUUGUUCUCCCUCCUCCAGCCUUUUUCCCCCUCCUCUCUAUCUUCCAUUCACCUAUAGGGAUAACGCCGGACUACAUUUAUGGUAAAUGAAAGCAAAAACAUGUACAUCCCGGAGGACACCCUUGAGAACCAUCAAGGCUCCGACUACUCUCCCCCACCGCCUCCCCCUCUUCCUCGUGCUCCCGUCCCUGCCCUGACCAACGAGCACAGUGGCAGCGGUAGCCAUGGUGACCAUGGCGGAGGAGGGGGCGGGGUCAACCACGGCGUGGUUGGCCUGGCUCCGGAGCACAUCCCCACGCCAGGGGCAGCCCUGAGCUGGCAGGCGGCCAUCGACGCUGCGAGACAGGCGAAGAUGAUGGGCAAUGCUGCAUCGGGCGGAGGGGCGGGGCUUGGGUCAGGAGGGGGCGGGCCCAUCUCUACGGCCAGUUCCACGCAAAGGAAGAGACAGCACUACAGCUCUAAACCCAAGAAACAGACCACAACGACAGCCACAAGGCCGCCACGGGCCCUGCUCUGUCUCACACUCAAGAACCCCAUCCGCAGGGCCUGCAUCAGCAUCGUCGAGUGGAAACCAUUUGAGAUCAUCAUCCUGAUGACCAUUUUCGCCAACUGUGUGGCCUUAGCUGUCUACAUCCCCUUCCCUGAGGAUGACUCGAAUGCCACCAACUCCAACUUGGAACGUGUGGAGUAUCUGUUCCUCAUCAUUUUCACGGUGGAGGCGUUCCUGAAGGUAAUAGCCUACGGCCUGCUCUUCCACCCCAACGCCUACCUGAGGAACGGCUGGAAUCUGCUCGACUUCAUCAUCGUAGUUGUAGGGUUGUUCAGUGCGAUCUUGGAACAGGCCACAAAGGGGGACGGGGCAGCUCCUAUUGGAGGGAAGGCAGCGGGCUUCGAUGUCAAGGCUCUGAGGGCAUUCAGAGUACUCAGACCACUCAGACUGGUCUCUGGAGUACCGAGUUUACAGGUAGUGUUGAACUCCAUAAUCAAAGCCAUGGUUCCUCUGCUCCACAUUGCCCUACUGGUCCUCUUCGUCAUCAUCAUCUAUGCCAUCAUCGGUCUGGAGCUCUUCAUGGGCAAGAUGCACAAGAGCUGCUUUGACAACCAUACAGGCGCCAUUGCAGAAAAGAAGGCACCGUGCGCACCUGAUAACGCUUACGGUCGACACUGUACAGAAAAUGGAACACAGUGUAGAGGUGGCUGGGAGGGCCCAAACGACGGCAUCACCAACUUCGACAACUUCGCCUUUGCCAUGUUGACAGUGUUCCAGUGUAUAACCAUGGAGGGCUGGACGGACGUACUGUACUGGAUGCAGGAUGCUAUGGGCUAUGAGCUGCCAUGGGUCUAUUUUGUCUCUCUCGUCAUCUUCGGCUCUUUUUUCGUUCUCAACCUCGUUCUGGGGGUGUUGAGCGGAGAGUUUUCCAAGGAGAGAGAGAAGGCCAAGGCACGUGGUGACUUCCAGAAACUCAGAGAAAAACAGCAGCUGGAGGAAGACCUCAAGGGCUAUUUAGACUGGAUCACUCAGGCUGAAGAUAUUGACCCAGAGAAUGAAGAGGAGGGCAUGGACGAUGACAAACCCAGAAACUGUAAGAACCAUCGUUUUCUGUCUCUGCGCGGAGCCGUGAAGAAAAAUGCGGCUUUCCUUCGUAAGGCGUUGAGCAUGCCAGCCAGCGAGAAUGAAUCAGUCAACACGGACAACGCCCACGGGGGAGACGUGGAGGGGGAGACCUGCUGUACCCGGCUAGCAAUUAGGAUCUCCAAAUCCAAGUUCAGUCGCUACUCUCGGAGGUGGAACAGGCUGUGUAGGAGGAAGUGCCGGGCGGCAGUCAAAUCACAGGUUUUUUAUUGGCUGGUCAUCUUCCUGGUUUUCCUCAACACUCUGACCAUCGCCUCUGAGCAUCACAAGCAGCCUCAGUGGCUAACCGACGUACAAGACAUAGCCAAUAAGGUUCUGCUUGCACUCUUCACUGGUGAGAUGCUGCUGAAGAUGUACAGUCUGGGCCUACAGGCGUACUUUGUGUCACUCUUCAAUCGGUUCGACAGCUUCGUAGUAUGUGGAGGGAUUCUUGAGACCAUUCUGGUGGAAACAAAGAUCAUGUCUCCUCUUGGCAUCUCUGUGCUACGUUGCGUACGCUUGCUCAGAAUCUUCAAAAUAACCAGGUACUGGAACUCCCUGUCCAACCUGGUGGCCUCCCUGCUAAACUCUGUCCGCUCCAUUGCUUCCCUCUUGCUCCUGCUCUUCCUCUUCAUCAUCAUCUUCUCCCUGCUGGGCAUGCAGCUCUUCGGGGGGAAAUUCAACUUCGACGAGACUCGACGCAGCACCUUCGACAACUUUCCCCAGUCUCUGCUCACCGUGUUUCAGAUCCUAACAGGAGAAGACUGGAACUCAGUGAUGUAUGAUGGUAUCAUGGCCUACGGUGGUCCAUCUUUUCCUGGCAUGCUGGUCUGCAUCUACUUCAUCAUCCUCUUCAUCUGUGGAAACUAUAUCCUCCUGAAUGUCUUCUUGGCCAUCGCUGUCGACAAUCUGGCAGAUGCUGAGAGCCUGACAUCAGCCCAGAAAGAAGAGGAGGAGGAGAAGGAGAGGAAAAAACUGGCCAGGCUCGCCAGUCCAGAGAAGCGUCAUGACAACGAGAAGCCGCCUCUGGAGGAAGAGAAGAAGGAGAAGAUCGAGCUGAAGUCUAUUACUUCUGAUGGAGAGACCAACACCGCUACAAAGAUCAACAUGGAUGACUGCUGUGGAGAUGAAAGUGAGGAGAAGAACCCAUAUCCUGCAAAUGAUUACAUAGGAGACGAUGAUGACGACGAGCCAGAGAUGCCAGUUGGCCCGAGGCCGCGGCCACUCUCUGACAUCCAGCUGAAGGAGAAGGCCGUUCCUAUGCCUGAGGCCCGCGCUUUCUUCAUCUUCAGCCACACCAACAAAUUCAGGGUUCUGUGCCAUAAGAUCGUCAACCACAACAUCUUCACCAACCUCAUCCUCUUCUUCAUCCUGCUCAGCAGCAUUAGUCUGGCAGCAGAGGACCCAGUCAAGAAUGACUCCUUCAGAAACCAGAUCCUUGGCUAUGCAGAUCACGUCUUCACUGGACUCUUCACGAUAGAGAUCAUUCUUAAGAUGACAGCGUAUGGAGCCUUCCUCCAUAAAGGUUCCUUUUGUAGAAACUAUUUCAACAUCCUGGACUUAGUGGUGGUCAGCGUGUCCCUCAUCUCCUCUGGAAUACAACUAGACUUCUCGACGUCCAGUGCAAUUAAUGUGGUGAAGAUCCUGCGAGUUCUGCGAGUGCUGAGACCACUGAGAGCCAUCAACAGAGCCAAAGGACUGAAGCAUGUUGUGCAGUGCGUGUUUGUGGCCAUCAGGACCAUCGGCAACAUCGUCAUCGUCACCACGUUGCUGCAGUUCAUGUUCGCUUGUAUUGGAGUACAACUCUUUAAGGGCAAGUUCUUCUACUGCUCCGACACCUCUAAACAUACUGAGGCAGACUGCAGGGGUUCUUACAUCAUGUAUAAGGACGGUGACGUGGGGAAGCCUGAAAAAGCCAACAGAGAGUGGGAGAACAGUGCAUUUAACUUUGACGAUGUCCUGCAAGGCAUGAUGGCUCUGUUUGCUGUGUCUACCUUUGAGGGUUGGCCAGGGUUACUGUACCGGGCCAUAGACUCUCAUGCUGAGGACGUCGGUCCCAUCUACAACUACCGCGUGGUCAUCUCCAUCUUCUUCAUCAUCUACAUCAUCAUCAUCGCCUUCUUCAUGAUGAACAUCUUCGUCGGUUUCGUCAUUGUCACAUUCCAGGAGCAAGGAGAGCAAGAGUAUAAGAACUGCGAGCUGGACAAGAACCAGCGUCAGUGUGUGGAGUAUGCCCUGAAGGCUCGUCCAUUGCGUCGCUACAUCCCCAAGAACCCAUACCAGUACAAGGUGUGGUAUGUGGUCAACUCCACCUACUUUGAGUACCUGAUGUUCACACUCAUCCUCCUCAACACCAUCUGUCUGGCCAUGCAGCAUCAUGGACAGACCAAACAUUUCAAUGAUGCUAUGAACAUCCUCAACAUGCUCUUCACUGGACUGUUCACUGUUGAGAUGAUCCUGAAACUGAUCGCCUUCAAACCCAGGGGGUACUUUAGUGAUCCCUGGAAUGUGUUUGAUUUCCUCAUCGUAAUUGGCAGCAUAAUAGACGUCAUUCUCAGUGAAAUCAACCCAGCUGACUCGUCCUCGUCCUCCUCCUCCUCUUCGUCCUCCUCUUCCUCCUCUUCCUCCUCUCACCCCCCUGUGGUAAGGCCAAUGGUACGCUCCGACGGUAACCUCGUCCGCCUCCCUACCUCCUCCACCACCCCUCCAUCCCUCCAUCCUUCCAUCCCUCCUUCUGCUAUGCCAUCCACGGGACUGCAGAACUCUGAAGAGAACGCCAGGAUCUCCAUCACCUUCUUCCGGCUGUUCCGCGUGAUGAGGCUGGUGAAGCUGCUGUCUCGCGGGGAAGGGAUUCGGACCCUGCUGUGGACCUUCAUCAAAUCCUUCCAAGCUCUGCCCUACGUAGCUCUGCUUAUAGUGAUGCUGUUCUUCAUAUACGCUGUCAUCGGCAUGCAGAUGUUUGGUAAGAUAGCGCUGCAGGACCACACGCAGAUCAACAGGAACAACAAUUUCCAGACAUUCCCUCAGGCAGUGCUGCUGCUCUUCAGAUGUGCGACAGGUGAGGCGUGGCAGGAGAUCAUGCUGGCGUGUUCGCCCAAACGAGCGUGUGAGAAAGGAUCGACCAAUGAAAACAGCACAGACACCGAGGACUGUGGCAGCCAGUUUGCUAUCAUUUACUUUGUCAGCUUCUACAUGCUCUGUGCCUUCCUGAUCAUCAACCUGUUUGUGGCCGUCAUAAUGGACAACUUUGACUACCUGACGCGUGAUUGGUCGAUCCUGGGGCCGCAUCAUCUUGACGAGUUCAAGAGGAUCUGGGCUGAAUAUGACCCAGAAGCUAAAGGGAGGAUAAAGCACCUCGAUGUGGUGACUCUGCUCCGGAGAAUCCAGCCUCCCCUCGGCUUCGGAAAGCUCUGUCCACACAGGGUGGCUUGCAAGCGUCUGGUGUCGAUGAACAUGCCUCUGAACAGCGAUGGAACAGUGAUGUUUAACGCCACACUGUUUGCUCUGGUCAGAACCGCACUCAGGAUUAAGACUGAAGGCAACCUGGAGCAGGCUAAUGAGGAACUGAGGGCAAUAGUGAAGAAGAUCUGGAAGAGAACCAGCAUGAAGCUACUGGAUCAAGUGGUGCCUCCUGCUGGUGAUGAUGAGGUAACAGUUGGGAAGUUCUACGCCACCUUCCUCAUCCAGGAAUAUUUCCGCAAGUUUAAGAAGAGGAAAGAACAAGGGCUCGUGGCCAAGGUGCCCCCCAAAACUGCCCUCUCUCUGCAGGCGGGCCUGCGGACAUUGCAUGACAUUGGUCCAGAGAUUAGGAGGGCCAUCUCUGGAGACCUGACCGUGGAGGAGGAGCUGGAUAAAGGCCUGAAGGAGCCUGUGUCAGCAGCAUCUGAGGAUGAUAUCUUCAGGGUAAAGCGUACAGGCGGGUUGUUUGGCAACCACGUCAACUACUACAACCAGAGCGACGGCCGUGGCUCCUUCCCACAGUCCUUUACUACCCAGCGUCCCCUGCAUAUCAGCCAGAAAGGCUCACCUUGUGAGGGCGAGAGUCCGUCUCAUGAGAAGCUCAUGGACUCGACGACUUUCACCCCUUCCUCUUACUCCUCAUCAGGCUCCAACGCCAACAUCAACAAUGCCAACAACACUGGCAUGGCCGGGGUGGCAACGCAGGGCAUCAGUCGAUUCCCAAGCCCAUCCAUAAGCACUGUGGACGGACACACGGGGCAGCCGCUCACCCCCAUCCUGCUGCCAAGAUCUGCAUGGUGCUUUCCUCCAAAGAGGACGUGUUUUUAUGACACCCUAAUGCGCUCGGACUCGAGUGACAGCCGUCAGCCAAUCAUCCGAAGAGGGGAGGGGUCGACGGAGGAGACGUACGAUGAGAGCUAUGCAGACGACAGGGAGUACCACGAGGAUGACCACUCGCUCUCCUCUGACAUGCUGGUGUAUCAUGACGAAACAUGUAAGCAGCUGACUCCCAUGGAGGAUGCAGAGGAGGUAGAGGACAGAAGAGGAGGAGGAGGGUGGCAGUCUCCCAGGAGAGUCUUCCUCUGCCCCACUUCUCUGGGGCGGAGAUCGUCCUUCCAUCUGGAGUGUCUCCGGAGACAGUCCAGGCCAGAUGUCUCCCAGAAGACAGCAGUACCUUUACAUCUUGUACAUCAUCAGGCUCUGGCAGUGGCAGGGUUGAGUCCUCUGCUAAGAAGGAGUCACUCACCGACCCUCUUCAGUCGGCUGUGCUCCACGCCUCCAGCCAGUCCCACAGGCCAAUGCAGCGAUUCCUCUUAUCAGCGAGUUCCCUCCCUGAGGUUAGAGGGCUCCAGUUCCCAUGAAAAGCUCAAUACUAGCUUGCCUUCUGUCAACUGUGGGCCCUGGUACAGCGACAGCAAUGGGAACAGCCGGGUGCCCAGUCCUAGCCCUAGCAUGUCAGCGUCCAGUCAAAGAGCACCACGGCCGGUGUCGCUCACGGUGCCCUCGCUACUGGGAAAAGACUCCAGCUCGCUGUCUCAUGGCAGCGCAGGAAGUCUGGUGGAGGCGGUGCUAAUAUCGGAGGGUUUGGGUCAUUUUGCCCAGGACCCAUCGUUCAUCGAGGUGACCAAAGCCGAGUUGGCGGAUGCCUGCGACAUGACCAUCGAGGAGAUGGAGCACGCCGCCAACAACAUCCUCAAUGGCAACAGUACCACAAACGCCACGUCCAGCACCUCCUCCACCUCUCAGCACAACCCGAACGGCAACCUCCUCCCCUUCCACACAGCAGCAGCAGCAGCAGCAGCAACAACAACAGCAACACCACACAGGGACCGAGUGCCCAGCUUGAGUCCCAGCGAAGGUGGAGGAGAGUCUGGAGGAAGCCGGGGCUCCAUCCACGGGCCGUCCUCUAUAGAGGAGCGGCAGGAGCUGCUGGCCAGGGGGAGGGCACAGGAGGAGGAGGAGGAGGAGCCAGCAGGGAGGGAAGAGGGGCACCACAGAGGCUCAGUGGUGAUUGGAGGAGCGCGGCAGAGGAACAGCGGGCUGUUGGAGGACGAGGAUAUGGAGUGUGUGACGAGUUUGUAGGAGUCAACUCAACGGGUUCAAUCGGCCAACUGGCCCCUCUGACAUCAGAGACCGACGCUUGUCAGUGCUGCCUCACAGCGCCACGGCUGGAUCUGUCUGUCCCCACACCAACACACACACACACACACACACACACACACACACACACACACACAGUGUCGCUCUGGACGAUGGCGGCCAGCGACGCAAUUUUAAACACCUGGUUAUGACUUUGUUGGUUUCAAUGAGUUAGUGUGUGUGUGUGGAUGUUUGUAGUAAAGUAUACCAGACUGUGUACUAUCUGAGCGUGUGUGUCUGCGUGAUCUAUGAUUUUCUCUAUUUGUACGUGUGUGCGUGUGUUCUCCACACGUGUCUGAGUGUGUCUCUAAAGUGCCUCACAGUUUUAUCAUGUCCUCGAAGUGUGAUGAGCCAAAACGUAGAGACAAGCAAAAAAAAAAAAACUGACAAGGGAAGGCGUUGAAUGAAGGAAAGGUAGACGACAUAGUGUGUUUAAUGUUUUCAUUUCCUAUGCCUACUCUGGUGUUGUGUUUUUGUUGUUUGUCUGGCCGCCAUGACCCCAGGUAGGGGACAGCAGACCAGCUUGUGGAGGGGUCAGUUAUGGAUUACAAUCUGACCUCACCCACUUGAGGUCAAAAGUCAACUCCUCCGUCUCGGUUCACUGAUGAUGAAGCGCUGUAUUGAGUAAAACAUGGGUGGAGCAAAACCCUUGUUUGAAAUCUCAUUUCUCCUCCUCUUCCAAAGCUAAGGAACCUUGGAGCACAGCCCUGCCAGCCUGGGGGUGGGAUUAAGGUGACCCACCACCCCCAGCCAAGGGGGGGAAGGAUCUGAGGGAUGGUUCCAACAGCCUCAACAGGGCUGCCACAGGGGGCCACAGGCAGAGAGACACUGGCCAACAGGAAGCGAGCCAGCUCUUAUUUCACCCUCUGGUCAGUGAGACUCCAGCGAGAGACAAACUCACCUUUCUGUCACCUUGAUCUGGCUCCGCCUCCUCAGCCGCUUUUCCUCGUUUGGCCACUUGCUGCCCCGAUUAUGAAAUGGGGAGCUGCAUUUGGUGGCUAAUCAGAGACAGCGAGCCCCCUAUUCUGCCUCAUACCUCGCCGUUCCUCACUCCUUCCUCUAUCCUUCCUCCGUCCUCUUUGGUUGUUUCGCCAUCCCUCUCCCUCCAUCGCUGGGGUUUUCUUGUUUUUUUGUUUGUUUUUUUUGCUUUUUUUUUUUUGCUUUUUCAGCCCUCGGGGAGGCGUGCGUUUGUCGAACAGGGCAACAGAGAUGGCAGGGUGCACAAGAGGACGGGAGUGACCGAUUGAAAAGAAAACAGACUCCGAGCAUGGAUCCGCACAGGGUCUGCCGUCAAUCAAACCUCACUUCCUUCUCCAAGACCCUCCUCUUAGUCUCAGCGUGGAAUCCUGUUGGAUUUGCUGCCACACACUCUUUCUACAGACCACGCUCACUAUGUAUUUAACAGUUCAAUAUUGUGCAAAACUGGCUAGCCAUGACUAUUUUUGUUUUAUAUUCAUGAUGUUAUUGGUUUAAUUUAUCCUUGAUUUGUUUGCACAAUCGGGGUGCUGGUCUUAUAAAUGUAUUUUUGCUCGGUUUAUUUUAGGAGAAUUUUAAGAGGUUUUAAGUAUCGAAGCAGGGCGUAGUGUUCGCGUGCGAGUGUAUAACUAUAUUUGUGUGUGAGGAUGUGUGCGUCUGCGUUUUAGUACAGGGUGUGUGUGCGUACGAGUGGGUGAGAUAGUGUGUGUAUCUAAAAGGGGGGUCUUUCUCUCUAUCAGUAUGCACCUUUUACAGAUUGUAUCUAUUUAUUUAUUUAUUUUCCCAGAAGAGAAAAAAAUGUGUGCGAGGGAGUGUGUGUGUGUGUGGUUACAUGUGUAUUCUAAAAAGCUGAUUUUAAGCCUAGACAGUAAAUUAAGGUAGCAUUAAAAGUAUGGUGUUGUGUGUGCGUGUGUGCGUGUGUGUGUGUGUGAUAAUGGGCCUCCUUAACACAGGGUUACCAUGGACAGGCAUGCUUCCAAAGCUUUGUGAUUUCUUUAGCACGGUUUUUGCUUUUUAGCCGAGCUGCAGAGUCAGAAGCCACUCUGUCUUGGAAAACUAGUCAUCGCUUUUUUCUUUAUUUUUCCUGUUAGGAAAAGGUAGUUAGGGUCUCCAACAAGGUCACAGUGAAGGAUGCAUUUACAAUGAUGAUGAUGAUGAGUUUCGGCAUUGCAGCUUGGCCAGAAGGUAAGAAGCCUUUUUGGCGAUUGCUGCUUAUCUUAUUCACAGUGGAGAGUUGCUCUGAAUGGUAGAAGCACCAAAUUCAUACUGCCACAGUGACGCCUUGUGAAUGAACCGGGUUAGAGAGGAGAAGGAGGGGUGUCGCCCUGAUCACGUGGCUGUAUUACACCCAUUCUGUCAUCGUUUUAAUGGAAGCUUAAACUCCAAACGUACUAUUAGGGCUGGUGUACAGAUGCUGCAAGACUUCUGAACCACAUCUCUUUGUCUGAGGCUCCUAUCAUGAAACAUUCUAAUUUAUUCGCUCUGUUAGAGAUAAACCAAUUUCCUGUCUGUGAUAUAAUUUUAAACUGGUGAAAUUAUAAUACAAGCAGGAAAUUUACCGAUCAUUGAUAAGAUAUGAUAGUUGUUUGGUUAACGUGAUAAAUUAUCUGAAAACCGCUGAGCUCAGAGGGAUGUUGCAUCUUGGAUGAUCUCCUGUGUGAUUUUUCUUUUUUCUUUUCUGUUUUCUAAUGACUUAUAGGUAGCAGCGUGACAUAUUUUUGAUUGAACUUUCUCUGGUUUAGUUUGUUCCUUGAUUACAGUUUGGAGAGAUAAAUUUACGACCAUAGUCAGGUAUGGUCAUCAAGCCUCAGUACAUUACACAGGGCACAGGUCUCACUUUGGUAUCUUCUCCAAAUAACAUUCCUGGCAUCGCAUCAUGAGCACCAAUUUAUAAUUAUCAUUCCUAUGUCAACAACUUUAUAGUGUUAAAAACUGAAAUAAUUCAAUUCAGCUCUUUGAGAUGGACUGAAAAUUUUGAUAAACUCAAUUGCUGCUACUGCUACAAUCCCAACGCAAAGUCAGCUAGACAUAACAGAGCUCACAUGUUAAUACAUUUCACUGUAUUUAAUUUGUUUUUGAAAACUGCAGAAAAAGAGAGUCAGUUUUCUAGAUAUACAGAUUCCAUUAAUGUCAUUGUUGACAAAACUUGGUAGCAAUCCCGAAGGUGCAUUCACACAGAACAGCAGCAGUUCAAAAUACAAGAGUUCACUUUAUGUUUGGAUUAGCGCAUUAAGAGCAGUUUUAAUCUUAUUAGAAAACUUCUGAUAUUUUGCAAGAGCCUUCACGAUUUCAAGACACAUUGUGUAAAUUACCUCUAAAAAUCUCACCUUAUAAGAUAUAGAAUGUCCACCCAGAGACACUGUCACACGUCAGCUUCUAGUCAUUAGUUUUCUCUUUAAUUUGCCAGCUCUUCUUAAUAGACGUUCAGCAGAGCAGGUUUGUGGCAGGGAAGAGUACGCAUGAACACACUGCCAUACACUGCAUCCUGUGCCAGUAACAGACUCCUGUCAUUAUUAUGCAAUCUAAAUGUGAAUGUUGAAUAUGUUUUCAGUGGCAGUGCUGUUGUUGUUUUAUGAUCAUACUGCAGAUUCUGAAGAAGAAGACUGUGUUGUCAAAGGAGUACACUCCCAAAGUUAGACAGGAUCCAUUGGCUUCAUGAAAAUGUCCUCAUCGUUUACGACUCUUUAUUAAACUAAUUUGGUAGCAUAAGCUGACGGGCUGCUUUGUGGAUCACAUCAGUUUUAGUAUAAGCUAGUCAGAGGUCUAAAAGUUACGAGGGCAGAUUUGGAUUUAGUCAAACGUGCAACUGAAAGGUUUCCAAGCUAGUUUUUGAGAAAAAUGGGUUCAAAGUUUUGUGUUUUCAAGAAACACUAUAUUUGGGUUGUGGGUUAGACAACUUUGCCACUAAAAUCUACACCAUAAAAUAUUAGAUAUUAUAUAAAACUCAGUUCAGAUUUGUUGUGGAGUAGACCACUCUGCUUCUAAACCCCUCAACUGUAUGUGCAGGGCAGGAUUUGGCUUCAGUGUUUUAACCUCAAAAUUAAAUCAAUUUCACGUUUGUUUCUGUUUCCACACUGAGCUGGAGCAGCCCAGGUGAAUUUAAAAGACAGCAGAGCUUCUCCUCUCUGUUGUUUAUGCUUAUUUACACUACUUGGAUUAAUUCCUCAAUGAUACAUGUAACCAGCAGGCACCUGAAUUGUAGUUUUUGUACAAAAGCUGCUACAGCAGAGCCUGUAACAGUGUCUGCUUUCAAUUUCAGUUUAUCAGCCAUGAAUGUUAAUCUCUCAAAGCAGAUUUGAAACUGUGGAAUUGUCCAACACAGAACCACUCAUAGAUAAAUUUAGGAUGAGGAAAGUUUCCGCAAGAUUGCAUAAUAGAUGUCUUCUAUUACUUAUAAACUGUCCAGUAUCAUUUCCAGCUCUCUGGGAUAAAGUAAAAGUACAUAAAUUAUACAUAGACAUGCUCAUAAGCUACAUUUACUUAAGAUAACCUAGUUUCAUGUUCCUAAUAAAUAUUCAUUCAUAUAUUAUGGAAAUAAACAUUCACACACAAAGUAACCCGGCAUAUCAGAAGUGCUGAAAUAGGCUUUGAUGUGUGACUUUUAACAUUGGUUUUGGUGGGAGAGAUUCGGAGACCUGUGGUGCCCCCGUGUGGAGUGGAGUACAACUGCAGUUUUUUAUGUUCUUCAUAGGUUAGCAUGAGCUAUGAGGUGUUGUGUUGCAGUAUAAAGGUAUGAGUGGGUGUGAUCCUGCAACCCACAAGAUAUGCAAAAACAAUGCAAUAACUAUGACUGUAUACAAGGUUCCCGAAGUAAAUAUGCUUGUGAAAGUGGGAAAAAAAAAAUCUGAAUCAUUAAGAUGUAUUAUUUUCUGUUUGUUACAUUUUUAAGUAAACUCAGUGGUUUCCAUGCCAGAAAAAACCUAACAUACUUGAAAUCAGGUACAUUGCAGUGCAGUAUAGUAAAGAUGUAUUUAUUUAUCUUUCUCGUGCCGGGGUGUCGGUCAAAAAAGUUUAUUGAGGCUGUGACCUGAAAUCAGCGUUUUUGCUCGUGGUUUAAGCCAAUGGAGACACCGAGUUAAAAAAAUUGUCAUUCAUUUUGGUGAUUCAGCAGCAAAAUCGACUCACUUCAUCUCCCCGACUCAAUACUUUUUGACUGUAUUCCUUUGAUCUUGUUUAUUUCCAGCUAUAGUUUGUGAAUGGAGCUCCGUGAGUGUAACAUCAGUAUUGCAUGAGGUCCUCAUGUUGACGUUUGAGCGUUCCAGGUUUUUGCAAUCGUUUCGUUUCAAUCAGGAAUCAUAUCACAUUCUGACAGAGUAGCUUUUUCUAUUUGGUGUACAUACAGUGAUUAAAGUCGGUAUUUCUUCUCUAGGUUAAUAUUUGACUGGAUUUGGAAGAUGGUUUUGCAUAUCUUGUGUCUUAUGGGCUCUUGGUUUAAUUUCUGACUCUUAACCCUGAGAAGGACAGCGAUAUGAUUAUCAAAACAUGAGAAAAAUAGUGAGCUAGAGUGUUUGUUUUCUUCCCAGGUCAGACAGAUGUCACUAAAACAUGCCUCUGUGUUGCCAUGGUCUCUUGUCUCUUUGUCUUCGAAACUUUCCCCUGUAGAAAAUAAACCACUGGGAAUAAUUUCUACGAAAAUUGCUCGAAAUUGGCGUUUUCAUUCUGUUGGGCUGAAAUCCACAUUCAGGACAGACACAGGCAGAAGUUACACAAAACACACUUGUUUUAUUUAAGCAUGAGAUGAAGAAUACACAUGAAAAGCUUACCGACAGCUGUGUUGUCUAUAUUAAUGCUAAGACAGCCCUGUUUUUGGUCUGGCUUUAUCAUGAUAAAGGUCCUUCAAUCAGUCUUCAUCAUGGAUAAGCUGACCUUCUGUAAGAUAUGUGGAGCAUCUUUUUAAACUUAUUUGCAGAUAAUGGUGAGAUGGCUUCAAAUAAUUGCCAGAAAACAAGUAAAAUAUAAUUUUUAUGAAAUCCGAAUGAAGUAUUUUUAAAGUUACAAUUUAAUUGGCAUUGGAUAAUGCAGAAUUUCCCAUUAAAAUGCUAUUUGUCUGCAAAACAGCAUACUGUAAAAAUAUUGUUGUACUGUAUGCAUGCAGUAAAAGUCUGUUUUUAAAAGCUAAUUUGAUUGAUUAGCAUAAAAAGCACAGGUGCAAUUAAUAUCUUGAGAUCUGUCUCAUUUCUGUUACUUUUUUCUAGUAAACCAACAUUCACCAAACUGCAGAUGUGGAACUGCUCCUUGUAAUUCAUACUGUAGUUCCACUCGUGUUUUCCAAGUCACAUUAUCAACUUUCAGUGCAUGUUUGUGUACCUUCUGCCUCAGUGUCGGUCAGUCAGCAGCCAGUUUACGCUGCCCCCCCUUGAUCUCCACCUCAAAUUCAACCAAUUUCCUCCAGUAAAAAGCAGACAUUGAGAGAAUACAGGCUUGUUUUCUUACAGACGGACGACAAUCUAUUUGGCGGUUGAUGACAAUAGGAAGAAGUGGGCGUUUGGCCCGACUAAGAAUGUUAGACAGAGAGUAUUUUUGGCGAUUGUUGAAGGUUUUGCUUUCAUCAUGUUUGGAUUUCAGGGUGGUCUAAGUUCUGACAAUGGUGAAUUAUAUAUUCCAGUAAUGUUUCAUGUGCAUGGGUUUCUCUCUCUCUAGGGAUAUAAAGUAUUGGUCCUACGUGAAUGAUGAUAUCUUUUGUCUCACCACUAGCCAAUGAUUGUAUAUUUUUAUAUACCAUAUAUAGCAAAAAUAUAUAUGAAUAUAUAAUAUUUAAUCACCAGAAUGUUAGAGUAAGGAACGGACAGGACACCUAUUUGGGAAUGUACUUAGUGAACUAUUGGAAAUGUAUUAUAUAGGCCUACUGACAGAAGGUCAGUAAGAAUUCAUUGAAGCAACUCCCACUUUAUUGACUGUAUUUUUAACCAAAAGGAAGCAGCAGGGAAUAAUGUAGUUGGAAUUACUGAAGUGAAAUCAUGUUUUAGCUGAUGGGAGACGGGCUUUUAGGAUGAUUUACAGACUGUGGAGCUUUUUAGUCCAUGAAAAUAUCACUUAAUAUAAAGUACAGAUAUUAUAAAAGGCUACUUCACAAAUGAAUUUUUAACCUACAUGUGCAAAUCUAUCCACCCUCCAGGAAUAUGAGGCUCAAACUUCAAACAACAGACAGAUCUGAAAUCUGAGAUGCUUUUUGCUUGUGUUUGUGUUUAUGCUUUGUGAAGAAACAUGUCAAGCUACCAGCAGCCUGUCAGAGCAGGUCAGCGUCUGGUCAUUUCCUACUGUAGCACUGAGAGAAAUGUCUCUCUAUAACUAGUCCUACAUCAGCAAAACACACACACACACACAUUGUACACUUUAUCUAGCAACUUAACCAAAAAUUCCAACUAUCAAGGACUAGAUUUCUGUAUGUUAUGAGCCAUUAAAACCGUGUAGCUUCUACUUUUUGCCUCCGAGAAGGAACAUGGAGGACUUGAACUACAUCUGUGUAGACAAAUUAAUUCAUCUGCAUUGUAUGCGGAUUGGAAAGGAAAGCAGUGUCCGGUCAACUAAUUUGUGCAUCACUGAGAUCUGAUGCUGAUUUUUGGCUGCAUUUACACUAAAAGCUCUGAACUUAGGAGCAGCAAUUUGUCUGUUUAUUACUAUAUAUGCAGAAAUAUGUUGGAUUUGGUCGUAUUUUACGUGAUAUCUUGACAGUGAGGAGCCACAGAAGGGUGAAAAGACAGAUUUUGGAGAGGAGCUGCUGUAUAUGAGUAAGAUUUGAGCUGCUCGGUAUGAAAAAUAAAUAGUAUUUUACACACACAUAUACCAUUUAAAAGUGUUAGAGUUGUGUGUUUAUCCUUAAACUAACUUUGCCAUUUCAGAGAGAGCGAGGCUGGAGAGCAGAAGUCUUCUUAUGUUUCCUGUCUUGGUCACUCAUGUGGAUCUACCCUUGUUGCAACAGAAGCACGUUCUAUUUUCUUGUAAAUCAAAGUGUUUGUUGGUCACCGUUUGAUCCCGACAAAAAAUAUUUUAAGAUGACUAUUUUGAAUAUAGAUUUUAUUUUAUUUUAUAGGUAAAAUUAGCAUAGCCUGUUGUUUUUUAAAAAAAAAGUCAGAAAAUCUUUUUUCUGGAGAAACAAAGAGAGAAUCUCUUUGUUUUUCUGUACAGAUGUUAUUUUGACAUCGAUACUGCUUUGGGAAAGUGGACGGAAAGUAAAAGAGGGAAUAUAUUAUUAAAUACAAGUUUAUAUUGCAAGUGUCUUCUAUUUUAGAUAUUAAAUAAUAUAAAAACUAUAUCUGAAUUAAAAGAUAUUAAGAGACAGUUUGGAGCAGGAUGAUGUAAGAUGAUUAAAAGAACAUUUGUUACUUAUAAAAACACGCCCAAGUUUUCAGGUGCCAUGAUGUGAGUUUCAUUCAACUCUACACAUGUUGCACAUUUUCUAUAUUUGACCAAGAAUAUUUUAUUGGUUUUUACCAUCAACUACAGGUUUGCAUUAGGUUUUUGGAGAUAAUUACCGCUAAGUUUCCUUUGUGUAAAGAUUUGUCUGUUUGUUGCUUGUGCAAAAGGUGUGAUUUUAAGAAGAAACAUUAUAGAUCCAACAGGAUGCAUGAUUAGGUGGUGCAUUUCAUUCAACACAUACAGAUGGGAAAUUACAUUUUUGAUGGAUUUAUUAUGAUCGAGGAAUCAGGAAUUAGACUGGGAUGAUGUUAAGUGGCGGAAUAGUCGCUUUUGGCAUCAACACACUGUCCAUACAUUCUACUUACAACCUGAAAAAUUGGAUUAAACACUUAAUAUAAUGUUUAAUUAAUCAGCUACACUCACUGCAAUCUUAUAUAGCAACACUCAAACAUCUGAUUUUUUUCUCAUAGAAGCAUGUUAACUCCUCACCGAUCAGUCUUCUUCAAAUGUGUUCAAGAGGCUGCUGGUGAGGAUCAACCCUCCCUUAUUUCAAAAUGAAGCUGAUAGAUGAGCUUUGCUUGCCCAGUAGGUUUAGAAAUAACAUAUAGAAUAGUUCAAUUUAACUCACUCAUUGUGUAGCAGCACCUACAGCAGCACCUUUAUGUGAAUAUAUAGGACGACUGUUUCGUUAGGACCUCGAAAGCCUCACGUUCAUCACUCAUUCUUUGUUGUUGGUAUAUAUACAUGAAUCCUAGAGAUCCCUGUUUGAACGAAUGUCCCAAGGCUGACACCAAGCUGGCUCUCUGUUUGUUGAUUUUGGAGAAGAAAAGCUGCACUUACAGCUCUAGAGGUGUGGCAGCAGCUUUUAGAAUGCAGACUUUACCAUCAGCGGUUCUGCUCUUAAAACAUCCUCAUCAGAACCAUGAAUGUCUCUGCCUGCCUCUCCUCCUCUCUAGUUUUUACACAAAAGAGCUACUUAACAUCGCAUCACGAAUGAUAAUUAUUUCUACAAAGUCAUCCCUUGAAUGUAGGAUGCAGUGAUGCACUUACUGAUGUCUGAAAAAAAAUCCACAUUUUUUCAGUUAUAACAGACAUUAAUGGAAGAAAAAAUAGAGCACCAUACAUGUGAAAAUUUUGGAUUUAACUCUUUGCUCAGACAUAGUUUGUGCAAAGAGUUGGAAAACAAAUGUGUCUGUGUGCAAAUGCAGCUUUAGAGAAUGAGUUCAUCGGUGUCAUUUACAGUAUCAGUGUUUUCUUCCAUGCAGGCGUUAGGAUUCAGUGGCUCCAUAACGAAGGCUUUUCCGUUCCCUAUUUACCGGGUAAAUGCCAGGUUCUCCACUGGUCAGUAGUGUCUUACGAUUCUGGUUGUAGUGUCGGGUCACUACUCAGGCAACGCGUUAAAGGGCCUUUGACAGGACGGAGCUGUUUGUUCGUUUUCGUUCUUUGUUUCCCGUCAAGGGAGAAUUCUGUUAUCGAUCCUUAAGUUUAUUCUUUGGAGAGAGGUGUUCACACAGAGACCAAUUUGUUGUAAAAUUAGUAGUGACGCUACUGUUAAAUGUAGUAUUUAAUAACAGCACUAUUUACGGUCAAAAAAAAAAAGAACUAGAGUGUGUUCUUGUGCUUGCAGUAGCUUUGGAGGCAGGUGGCCAUUUUGUAACGGAGUUCUUGAACAUAAGCCACUCCCCCUUUCCACUGUGGGAGGGAUUUCAUUGCUUCUGAGGUUGCUAAGUGACACUGGCCCAACAUCAUUUGGUUUCCUCGGUUACCAUUUGUCUCCUUGGUGACGACUGCAUGGUCUCACGGUUGACACACCCUUUUAUUUUCUUCUUCUUCUGCUUCUCUUUCUGUUUUCUAAAGGAGAGUUCUUGAGGGUUUUUUUUCAUUCAUUUUAGAUUUUAGAAAGGGAAAGAAUACAAAUGAAAUAAAUCAGAAUAUUAAUUCAAUCACUUUUUCUACUCCUAUUUUCAAUAAAAAGUAAAACGAAAAACCAAACAAAAAGUUGAUUUGUAAAUAAGUAAUGUACAGUUUGUAUCUGUAACUUGUCAGUCUGUCAUUGGUGACAGAGUCUGUCUUGCUUAUAACGCACGCUACCAGUAAAUAAAAAAGGAAAAAGUAUAUUUAGACUGUAUGGUCCCUUGAAAGCAAGUUUUAAAUUAAUAUCUGAUGUAUAUUCCUGUAACAUUGCAUUUUUAUCUGAGGAAUGAUGUUAUUAAAAAAUUGCAAAUAAAUUGCAUUUCCUACA
Messenger RNA from Amphiprion ocellaris (clown anemonefish), 18669 nucleotides. It is a transcript of the gene cacna1c, whose product is annotated as calcium channel, voltage-dependent, L type, alpha 1C subunit. Gene Ontology annotation, biological process: calcium ion import across plasma membrane. Bases 966 to 8039 code for a protein of 2357 amino acids. Gene Ontology annotation, molecular function: high voltage-gated calcium channel activity. NCBI's taxonomy places the organism in Eukaryota, Metazoa, Chordata, Actinopteri, Pomacentridae. The record is from RefSeq and is a predicted model, not a curated record. Gene Ontology annotation, cellular component: membrane; voltage-gated calcium channel complex. The transcript is spliced from 54 exons.